This is a messenger RNA of Dacryopinax primogenitus, 1315 nucleotides long. RefSeq names its product aromatic compound dioxygenase. Bases 161 to 1165 code for a protein of 334 amino acids. Gene Ontology annotation, biological process: catechol-containing compound metabolic process. The transcript has 10 exons. The record is from RefSeq and is a predicted model, not a curated record. Lineage: Eukaryota; Fungi; Basidiomycota; Dacrymycetes; Dacrymycetales; Dacrymycetaceae. Gene Ontology annotation, molecular function: ferric iron binding; catechol 1,2-dioxygenase activity.
CGCUCUCCGCCUGCUAUUUCCUGCCAAGCGUAUUAUCCCAGUCCACACGGGAGAACACUUCACCCGGACCCUCAGAUCUAAUAAUCGCAGUCAAGUACGACUGUUUGGAUCUCUUACUAUUCCAUCUACGACGAACAAACCUAUUGGAAAUAAAAGAGAAAUGUCUGCUGCUCAGAGGAAAGCGCCGUCAAAGGCUGUUCAGCUCGCUAUCGACGCCGGCGCGCCCACUAUUGACCCUAGCACUUUGCCAGACGUGACGGACAUCUCUCCAGAGACGGUGACGGAGAGUGUGAUUGCCAUCAACUCGCAAUGCAAGAAUGAAAGGCAGAAAUUCCUGAUAAACAACCUAGUGCGACACUUGCACGACUACGCUCGCGAGACCAACCUCACAACCGAGGAAUGGAUGACAGCGAUCCAGUUCCUGACUGCGACGGGGCAGAAGUGCUCUUCCAUUCGACAGGAGUUCAUCCUCCUCAGUGACGUCCUGGGCGUCUCGGCGCUUGUGGAUUCGAUCAACCAUGCGCGCCCGCCGAACGCGACGGAGAACACGGUGCUAGGCCCCUUCUUCACCGAGGACGCGAAUGACAUCGAUCAGCAAGGCUCCAUCGCCUCCGAAGGCAAAGGUGACCCGCUGCUCGUCACCCUCCGUGUGCUGGACACGCAAGGUCGUCCCGUCCCCGGCGCGCGGGUCGAGACGUGGGAGACGGAUGCAGAGGGGUUCUACGAUACGCAGUAUGAGGGGCGGACGGGGCCGGACUGCCGUGGGAGGCUGAAGACGCAGGAAGAUGGUGUGUGCGAGUUCUGGGCCGUCGUCCCCGUUGCGUAUCCUAUUCCGAGCGAUGGCCCGGUUGGAAGCCUCCUUCGCAGCUUGCACAGGCACGUCUUCCGCCCCGCCCACCUGCACAUCAUGGUCGACGCCGAUAGGUUCGAGACGCUCACGACAGCGCUCUACCUCGAAGGGGACGAGUACAUCAAGUCCGACGCCGUGUUCGGUGUGAAGAGGAGCUUGAUAUGCAAGAUUGACCGCGUGGCUGACGAGGCUGAAGCCAAGAAGCAUGCGAAGAGUACGCCGUUCAACCAGCUGAAAUGGGACUUUGUCCUUGCUAGCAAGGAGGAGGCGGACUUGGUCCGCGCAGAGAAGAUGGAGAAGAUGAGGCUGAAAUAGGCGAGAACUUGGAUAUUCUUGACUAUGGAGGGGAUGGAGAGGAACGAAAUAACGGGUAUUCACUGCUCAGACAAUAGUGUAAAUUAGCAUUGUGUCAACGAAUUUUGUGCUGGUGUAUGGAGUGUUCCUCUGCCAGCAGAUGGGUGCAAU